CCUUCCUUGUGCGGUCUCGUCCUGUAGCUAGACGAGGACCUUGAGUGUGUUGAGGAGUUUAUCACUUUAUUCUCUCAUUUUGAUUAAUCUAACAGAAACCGAACCAUGCCGGGUUCGGUGGAGGUUCCCACUUUGAACGACUUGAAUGUUGAGGAGAUCAGUGUGUCGUCUGCGGUGCUGAAGGGUGCUGCCCACCACUAUGGCUCUCAGUGUGACAAGGCCAACAAGGAGUUCAUGCUUUGUCGCUGGGAGGAGAAGGACCCAAGGAAGUGUCUGAAUGAAGGGAGGAAAGUCAACGAGUGUGCUCUUAACUUCUUCAGGCAGAUAAAGGGAAGCUGUGCUGAGUCCUUCACAGAGUAUUGGACCUGCCUGGACUACUCCAACCUGGCAGAGCUCCGUCAGUGCCGCAAGCAGCAGCUGGCCUUUGACAGCUGUGUGCUGGACAAGCUUGGCUGGGAGAGACCCAACCUGGGAGAACUGUCCAAGGUGACAAAGGUGGACACCUCUCGGCCCCUUCCUGAGAAUGCUUACCACUCGAGACCCCGGCCGGAGCCCAACCCUGUCAUCGAGGGCCAACUGCAGCCAGCCAAGCACGGCAGUCGACUCUUCUUCUGGAGCUGGUAAAGGAGGUAGUCAGUACUCCCGGGUGGAGUUCCCCUAGGUUCAGAUCUAGGAUCAGCUUCCCCUCCCCUAAUCCUAACCUUAACCAUUAGUGGGGAGAAUGCUAAACUGACCCAAGAUCAGCGUCUAGGAGCAACUUCACCCCACACCAGGAGACACCCACUAUCAUCAGACUUCUUUGGACAGGAAGGGACUCCUAUGUUGUAUAAAUGUUAAUGAUUGAACACAAAGCAACCAAUGUGUUUAUUGUUGUGAAAUAAAAAAAAAUAUUUAAUUUAAACUUG
Molecule: messenger RNA, 905 nt
Organism: Coregonus clupeaformis (lake whitefish)
Lineage: Eukaryota; Metazoa; Chordata; Actinopteri; Salmoniformes; Salmonidae
Gene: ndufa8
Product: NADH:ubiquinone oxidoreductase subunit A8
Exons: 4
Coding region: 106-624 (172 amino acids)
Biological process (GO): mitochondrial electron transport, NADH to ubiquinone
Source: RefSeq, a predicted model, not a curated record